CGUAGCCUUGGUGCUACCUUGCCAUGCCAGUGCGAGUAUGCAGCAGUUACCCCCACGUCCGCGUUGUGUUAUGAAUGUUACUUUCACAACCCCACGCAUCUCACAAACAUCGACUGCUGCUAUACUGCGGUAUCCUCGGACGUCGACAAGAAGCGUGUAUGACUGUGGCUGCAUCACAACCCCCGCAGUGCCUGCUGCAUUCCGUGCUAUUGGAACAUGGUAGUACAAUCGACUUGACGCUAGCAACUAUACAUCAAGGCACUUUCCAACACCACGGCAGUUCGUCUGCA
Messenger RNA from Alternaria alternata, 290 nucleotides. RefSeq lists its product as hypothetical. The transcript has a single exon. Lineage: Eukaryota; Fungi; Ascomycota; Dothideomycetes; Pleosporales; Pleosporaceae. The coding region runs from base 38 to 223 and encodes 61 amino acids. The record is from RefSeq and is a predicted model, not a curated record.